This is a messenger RNA of Trachymyrmex cornetzi, 497 nucleotides long. RefSeq names its product PDZ and LIM domain protein 4. The record is from RefSeq and is a predicted model, not a curated record. Gene Ontology annotation, biological process: actin cytoskeleton organization; muscle structure development. The transcript has 3 exons. Lineage: Eukaryota; Metazoa; Arthropoda; Insecta; Hymenoptera; Formicidae. Gene Ontology annotation, molecular function: actin binding; muscle alpha-actinin binding. Gene Ontology annotation, cellular component: Z disc; stress fiber; adherens junction.
AAUCACGCCGCGAUGCAGAGACCAAAGACGAUCAGCGAUCUUUGAUUGUUACUUGUACUCUAUCUCAGACGUGUUGAUUUGUCGUGGGAACGAUCUGAGUGACAAGAUUGUCGUGUCUAUUUUCAGGCAAAACGAAACAUUGUGCUAAACUUUCCAUGACGGCCAUCAAUGCCACCAUCACUACCGACGUUAAACUGUCGCGAUGUAAGAAUCAACCGUGGGGCUUUCGACUCUCCGGAGGUGUGGACUUUACUUUUCCUUUGACCGUCGUCAGAGUGACGAUCGGAGGCUUGGUCCCUAUAGCUGGUUUGUAAGCGGGCGACGUAGUGAUCCGCGUGAAUGGAGAGCCAAUAAGUCAACUCACACAUAUGCAAGUCUAUAAUAAGCUUGUCAACGUCGGCAAUGAUAUCGUUUUAUCCGUUGUGCAAAGUCACGAGAUCGUGCAACAGAAGUAAUAAUGGUUUCCCCUUGCCAUUGACUUAUUUUUUUACGAGCUU